Molecule: messenger RNA, 917 nt
Organism: Osmerus eperlanus (European smelt)
Lineage: Eukaryota; Metazoa; Chordata; Actinopteri; Osmeriformes; Osmeridae
Gene: cmlc1
Product: cardiac myosin light chain-1
Exons: 1
Coding region: 109-717 (202 amino acids)
Cellular component (GO): myosin II complex
Molecular function (GO): calcium ion binding
Source: RefSeq, a predicted model, not a curated record
GCUCUGACCAUCUGUGCUGGGGACUCGCAACCUUCCUCCUACUCUGUUCACCCUGAGAUUUUAGGUCCACACCACCGGUUCACCUUGGAACCCUCAAAGUAUAGCAGCAUGGCCCCCAAGAAGGUGGAAGCAAAGAAGCCUGAGCCCAAAAAGCCAGAGACCAAGAAAGAAGCACCCCCUGCUGCCAAGCCGGCACCAACCCCAGAGCCCCAGCCCGAGGCCCCAAAGGAGGCCGAUUUUGACCCUAAAAACAUUGCUCUUGAAUAUAGCGCUGAUCAAAUAGAAGAGUUCAAGGAGGCCUUCACCCUGUUUGACCGCACUCCCUUGGGAGAAAUGAAGAUUACGUUUGCACAGUGUGGGGAUGUCAUGAGAGCACUGGGACAAAAUCCUACCAAUGCAGAUGUGCUGAAGGUCCUGGGCAAGCCUCGACCAGAAGACAUGAACAGCAAACUGGUGGACUUUGAGACAUUUCUGCCCAUGCUCCAGCACAUCUCUCGCUCCAAAGACCAAGGUAACUUUGAAGACUUUGUCGAAGGCCUGAGAGUCUUUGACAAGGAAGGCAAUGGAACCAUCAUGGGUGCCGAACUGAGGCAUGUGCUGGCCACCUUGGGGGAAAGAAUGACAGAGGAUGAGGUUGACAGACUUAUGGCUGGACAAGAGGAUGCCAAUGGAUGCAUCAACUAUGCCUCUUUUGUCAAGCACAUCCUCUCUGGGUGAACUUAACUUCCAUCAGAAGAACUGGAAAUGGGUUUCAUUUUUCCUGUAUCUAAUAUCUGUUAAAAGCAGAAGGCAAUAAUAGUCAAUAAAUUAUUACUAAUUAUGAGUCAAGACUUACCUCAACUUUAUGAUGAGAUGCUACUGUAUUAGCAUUAAUAUUUUAAAAAUAAUCCCAUGAAUAAAGAACAUCUUAUAACAAA